This is a messenger RNA of Drosophila kikkawai, 2508 nucleotides long. NCBI's taxonomy places the organism in Eukaryota, Metazoa, Arthropoda, Insecta, Diptera, Drosophilidae. The record is from RefSeq and is a predicted model, not a curated record.
UCGAUCCUUGUUUGGUUAACUACGUGUACGCGAGCAAAGUGAACAGAUUGAACGUGUGAUGUGAAUGCUCAGCCAUGGAUCUGAAGACUGGCUCACUCCUGGUAGCCCCUGCCGUUAAGAACUCGAGCUGCUCGCAUCCUCGCUACUCGGGCCACAACUUCAUCGCUCACAUUGGCAUCGCAGAGACCAUUGAGGCAGUGCUCAUUCUGGUUCUCACCCUGGGCGUCAUUGGGGCCAACUGCCUGGUCAUUUUCGUCAUUAACAAUCGGCGCUAUGCCGCCUACAUUCACCAACAGCCCCGCUACCUGCUCACCUCACUGGCUUUGAAUGACCUGACAAUCGGUCUGUUAAUUACACCUUUUGGCCUAAUGCCGGCAUUGUUCCACUGUUGGCCAUACGGAGAGAUCUUCUGCCAGAUACAGGCCCUGCUCCGCGGCGCGCUUUCCCAGCAGAGCGCCGUCAUCCUGGUCUGCAUGGCCGUCGAUAGAUACAUGUGCGCCCUGCAUCCGCGUCGUUACUACCAGCACUCCAGCAAGAAGGGCUGUGUGGCCAUAUUGAGCUUGACCUGGAUUAUCAGUCUCACGGUGUUUGGCUUUCUGGUGCUGCCCAAAGGUUAUUACUUCAACAAUACGGGGCUAAUGGCCUGCGAGCCCUUCUACAGCAAGCCCUCCUAUAGGAUAUUGUCGACGUGCGCCCUCUACUUUCCCACUACAAUGGUCCUGAUGUAUUGCUAUGGGUCCAGCUUCCACAUGAGCCGCUUCCGCCUGAACGAUCCAACCAUGCCCCUAACGGCAGCCGCCCAUCAUCCGCAUCCGCAUCCACAUCCCACCGCCGCCCAGCAGCUCCAGCAGAUGCACCAGCAGCAACAGCAGCAGCAGGCGGGAAUGCACUCUCACCUCUACCACGGCCACUCUCACUCUCACCAUCCGCAUCCGCUUCAGCAUCAGCACCCACACCAUCCGCAUCCGCAUCACCUGGGCCACCUGGGCAUGGCCAUGAGCAUGGGGCUGGCUGGCAUGCCGAACAUGACAAACAAGAUUACCAAAAAGAUUGUACCCAUCCAAGAGAAGAACUCUAGUGGAUCAACCUCACGUUCGAUGGCUGCCAUUUCGCUGGGCUUCAUUGUGAUGGUCACACCGUGGACUAUUCAGGAGAUAGUCACUGCCUGCACGGGAUCCAAGCUGCCGCCGUUCCUCGAUUUCCUUGUCACCUGGACGGCGCUGAGUAAUAGCCUGUGGAACCCCUUCAUGUACUGGCUGCUCAACUCCGAUUUCCGUCGUCUGAGUCGCCAACUGAUGCCCAACAAGUGUUUCCCCCACGAGGACACGCCCGAACACAAAUCAGCCUGUUGUCACAUCAAUGCUAACGAUUUCGAAAUCACAACGCUUCCGAUUCCACCGGAACCGCCAUCGUCCCGCCCGCCAGGCGGAGGCAGUUCAGCCGCUGGCAGUGGGCCCAAUGCUUCCAGUGGCGGCGGAGUGGCCAGCACAAUUGGUGGCUCUGUGCUGGGGAUUUGUGCCCGCUCCCGGGCCAAUAGUUUGAGCCGCAGUGCCUCCCAGUACAUAAGGGGUACGAUGGGCGGCGGCGGCGGAAGCCAUAUCCACAAUGGGUCAGAGACAUACUCCACGACGCGGCCGGACAUCGAGGGUCUCUCGGAGAAGUACUGGGGAGAGAUCCUGGAGCGAACCAUGAGCUCGGGCAACCUUAGCGCCAUGCAGAAGAAUCUGCCCCACCUGCCCUACACCCACCACCUGGUGCACCAGCUCCACCAGCCGCAGCAGCAUCACCAGCAGCAAACCACCUCUUUCAGCAAGGCCAGCGACCUGCAGCUGAACCUCUCCCAGGCGGCCACGGCCGCCGAGCUGGGCAAGUUCUCCAACUCGGAGCCAAAGCUAUGUGAGCAUCUCUUCCAUGACAUCAACUGUGCCAAGAACAAGGCAGCCGGCGGAGGAGGCGGAAUCAUGAAUGGCUUAAGUGACGAUUCGUCCGCCAAGCUGACCUGCGGGCGCAGCAUUCCGGAUAUUUAGUACGCAGAGGACGUGAUCUUGGCCAAGACGCAGCUGCUGGCCCGCCAGGGCAAGUGCACGCACCAUACACAGCAUCAGCUGGCCAGGAUGCGAGCCCACCAGCACACGGGCAGUCUGCGGUUCAGCCGGAUCCGUGCCGCCUGCCAUAGUCCGCCGCCGGAGAAGGCCUCCGCUGUGGGUAUUCCGCUGGCCGAGUACCGGAAGUAGGUAGCCGAGAUUGGAACCGAUUCCGCAGGAGUGGUCUAAGCCAGUGGAAAAGUAGAGAGUGAGAAAUGAGCAAAUAUCUAUAAGAUUUCAUAGGUGUACGUACGUGAGUGUGUGUCUAUAUAAUAUCGCCGAGACAACCAUAAAGCUAUUUGUGUGUUGUCAUUUAGGGUUAGGAUUAGAAUCUAAGCGAUCAUAGAGGGGGUUGGUUUUGGUUUUAAGUUUUGGAUUAUGAAAAUAAACUCUAAUAAACUUUAGUUUGUUCGGAAAAUUAUAU